This is a messenger RNA of Orbicella faveolata, 5543 nucleotides long. Its product is annotated as ankyrin repeat and fibronectin type-III domain-containing protein 1-like. Gene Ontology annotation, biological process: regulation of establishment of bipolar cell polarity; signal transduction; establishment of mitotic spindle orientation. The record is from RefSeq and is a predicted model, not a curated record. Lineage: Eukaryota; Metazoa; Cnidaria; Anthozoa; Scleractinia; Merulinidae. Gene Ontology annotation, molecular function: protein binding. Gene Ontology annotation, cellular component: spindle.
AUGGUUUAUUGGUUUGAUAAACGUAAUAAGUUGUUGUCAGUGUUGUUUGUUGUAGCCUUUUGUUUUGUUUACAGGUUGCAAAAGCCACAUCCUUUACGCAGCCCAGUGACUAAACAACCCUCGUUGGCAAGAGCAUUAACCAUUUCCUCUAUCUCAGAGAAUGUGAACAAGCCGCUAGUAUCAAAAGAUUGCAGGAAUUUUUCCAAGGCUCCUCUUAAGUUGAAGUUUCCUUUGUCUUCUAGGGCGGCAGCUUGGAAUCUUGAAGAGGAUGACGAGAGUGGAGUAGCAAGUGGUAGCACUGAUGGAGUUCCUUUUGGAUACACAACAGGAGGGUUAUAUUAUUCAACUGAUGUACGUCUUCAAUCAUUGCAUACAUUAGAGGGUAAUGAAGAGGAAGUUGUCACUCCAACAGACCAGGAGAAGAAGCAAAGUGGCUUAAAGCAUACUAGAAUAAGCAAACUGGCACGGCGACUUAGCCAGAGAAGGGAGAAAGGAAGCGUAAGGAACCAAGGAAGAUCACACAGUUUGGAAGAUCUCGCAUCUCCUUUAGGAUCAGCAUCAUCACAAGGAAGCAGCAAAUCACCAAGGUUACAGCGUGCUAUGUCAGUUAAUCAACGCUCUUCUCCUCGCAUGCGGCUUUCUGUCCAGGAAAAUAGAUUCAGUUUCAAUAACAGAGAUCUCAGAGAGAAAUCAAAGAAAAAAAGGGACACCACUUUAGAUGCACUUGUUGACGCAAUUGUCCGUAAAGAAACUGAUGAAAUUAGGAAUAUUUUGGAAUCAGAGGAUGUAGACAUCAAUGGGGUUAAUGAUGAUGGGUUGGCACCUCUAGAUGUGGCUGCCAUGCUUGGUGCCCUUUCCAUUGUCAAAAUGCUUUUGUUGUAUGGUGCUCAAGAAAGCUCAAAAUUGCCAAGUACUUAUCUUGCUAAGCACAUUAACAUGCUGUUGAAGGAAGCAGAGCUGAGAGUGGAUGAUCUAACCACAGCAGUGGUACAUGUCAGUGAUACUGGAUCUUCUGAAGUAAAGGAAAAUGAAAGGUUCUUUCAAGAGUGGCUAUGGAGGAAACACUUGCUUGAACAACUGAAGAAAGGACUUUCAAAAAUAGAUCCACCUGACAAGCCAAGCAGUGUAACAAUAUCAGUUGCUUCUGAAGAUUCACUGCUUGUUCGUUUUAUUGAACCACUUUGUGAAAAAGUUAUUGUAUCUAAAUAUAAAAUUCAAUGGAGCAAGACCCUAGACUUCAAGUUAUUAGAAGGGGAAUAUGUUCUUCGUGAUUUAAGAUCCCUAGAGUACACAAUAUGUAAUUUACAAAAGUCUGUGUUAUACUAUGUACGCGUUUGCUGUGGAAAUCUCAAAGGCUUUGGACCAUGGCUAGAAUCUAGUCCUCCCUGUGCAAUGCCCUCAACAUGGCAUGAGGUCGAUGACUCAAAACCUCGUUUCCAAGGGCGAUUAAAUGUCAUAGAUGAUUUGUUUGGCCGAGUAUGGCAAAGCCAUGAAGAGUUCUCACCAGUUAGACCAGUUUUAGCACACAGACCACGUAGUAACACAUUUGGCAAUGAGACAGCAAGUGAGAGCGGUGUAUCCCCUAGAACAAGUCGGAGAUCAGCAAUGAAAAAGAGUCUAACUAAAUACACUCAUCUGCUCUUCCAUUCUACCCCAAAAUUUGCAAGACAUCUGAAAAGAGGUGUAUACCUGGCUUCUCUGUUGUUCACUGACGAUGAGAAACUGCUCGUGACCUUGGAUGAAAAUAUCCCCAUAAUUGAAGUGGAUGAUAAUCACCCAAGUACCUUCCUUCAAGACUUCUGCUGGUUAAUGAAGGUUGCAUGCACUUGGAAAGAUGUUAAAAAGUUAAAGCAGGAAAUUGAGAAAAAGUCAUCGUCAACUUCAGUCCUCUUUAGAUGUAAAUUACUCCAAGCUGCUGACUCUCUGCAGGGUGCUCUUGGAAAGCAAGAUCUUGGAAGACUGCAUUAUAAACCUGUCAAGGAUCGAAAUGGUAGCACUGUGAUUGUUGCUGUCAAUAAUGUUAUUCAUGCCAGUUCAUUUAAGCCACGUAUCAUGUCUCUCAAGUGGUUGUCAUUGAGCAAACUUCAGAAGAAGAUUCAGACUACUCCGCUUCAAGCUGGAUUACAGGAAGAGUUGUUUUCUGCAUCAGAGAUGCUUGUGUCCUCCAUUCAGGAAAAGAUCCAUUACUAUGAAAACAGUAAAAAAAGCCUUGAAAGGGGUUUAUACAUUGGUUAUUUGAAGCUCAGAACCUUUGUUGAUGCUAUUCAUGUUGUGGUACAAGAGAACUGUCCAAACGUCCUGCCGCAUGUCAAAUUACGAGAUAACCCUAAUGUGUCCAGAGAGGAAUGGCAAUGGCUUCAAACACUAGACUCUCUAAAGGAGGACACUCAGGAGCCGUCGAAGACUGCGCAUGAAUUUCAAGUGCUUGUGGCCAAAGCAGCCGAAACCUUGAUGGAGAAAGUUGGAGUUAAUAAAGAGGCGUCAAAACUUCACAGAAUAUAUGACCGAGAGGUGGUGGAACUAGAUGAGAAUGUGUCAUUUAUCAUUGUGUUCCCGCCCCCUGAGGAAGUGUGUAGCGCCCCGGGACAAGUGGACUCUCUCACUCAUCAGAAGGGCUACAUAUCUCUAUCUGUACAAACGUUUGAAAUGAUUCACAUGUAUACCUAUCAGCAAGAGUUUAUUUGCCAUUAUUCUCGUCUGUCGUCUGUUCUCGAUAUGGACUCUGUCAUAUCACAGCAGUCGCUUAGAGAGGCCUUCUCCUCACCCGAGGUACAGUUAGCAAAAGCACGACAAGAGCAGCUGUUAGACUUCCAGCGGGAGCUGGACGAGACGUGGCAAGGAAUGCGUUGGAUAUUAGAUGCUCUCCAUUAUGCCAGAGAUCGUCAAAUCCGCGGUGGAAUACCGCUGGUCGAGGUGUUCGAAUACACUGUUUCUCAUCCUGAUGGCCAGUGUUGCGUGUGUUCGUCGGAUUUGAAAGGACAAAUCCUCUGCAAUGGACACAGUUCUUCACCCAGCAGUAGUCCUAGAGAGGGAGUGGUUCAAAUUCACACAGCAGGAGAGACCAGUCUCCCCCCUGGAGCCACAGUGACGCUUCACAUAACGCCCAGCACAAGAGCGGGUGAAGUUGUCAAAAUGGUUGUGCAACAACUUCACAAGAAGUGCCAAGAUAGAGACAAAUCUGCACGUUGGCACAAUCUCUCCGAGCAGAAAAUUAAAGACUUGUGUUUGGUGGCGGUAAUAGGCGGUCAAGAAAAGUGUUUUAGAGACGAUUUUAAACCACUACAACUUCAAAAUCCGUGGAGACGAGGCAAGCUUUACCUCAGGUUGCGCUCAGAGGCUUUGGCUGCGUCUUCUUCGGGUUAUUUUACGAGUGUGUGACAAGAGCGAAUUCUUAUAUUGUCAUCAUGUGACUCCCAAAUCUCAUCGGCGUUUUAUUUUUUCCUUGAAAACUCCAAAACGUGCGUCAAACACUGUCAGUCAAACAAAAAGAGAGACGUGCGGAUCAUGAAAAGGUAGAAAUUUUGUUCAUGCGUCAAGAAAUUCUCGUAGCUGGUAAAAGAGAGGAAACCAGCUAGGAGAACCUGUAUGCUGUUAGAAUUUCAAACGUCACGCCAAAGAUGUGUGUUAGAUUUUACACAGCGCACGAGUUAACAUCUGUGCUGUGCUCAGUUGGAUUUGCAAUCUAGUUUAGCAGGUUUCAUUCAUGUGAUAAGCAAUGUCCCGUCACAACCAGAAUUUCGUUUCCGUGGAAUUGACAAAACUGGCAUAGCACCGGUGUUAGAAAUUAUGCCAAGUGAGAAGUCAAGUGACAGAUCAGGUCGCAAAAAUUGUUUGCUGCAUCGCCAUAUUUCUGUUUAGUGUGUCUCCGUUUUUGAAACAAGAUGGGUGAAUCCGUCGUGGAAAUAGCAACAAAUUUUAUUAUAGGUAAGUAUUAAGAUAUUUAGGUACAAAAGAAAAUGGAAUCUAUUUAACAGGCAAAUAACAAGGUUGCUACCAAAAGAAACCGAUUAUAUAGUACAGAUUUAAUAUUGUACAUAGCUGAAGGUGGUGUAUGUCAAAAAGAGCAUUCGGUUGUUUUUUAGUGUCAAAUUUCUAUUUCAUAUUUAAUGUUAAGUAAUCGUUACCUUCGCAGAGAUGCUCAGAAGAUUUAACUUUGCUCAAAUAAUUACUUCUAGAGCUGAGGGCGUAGUAUUUAAAACAAGAGUCUUCACGACUUUACUUUCUCUCUUUUUGCGGCCAUGUUUAUUUUUAUCCAAAAACUAGCGCGCUAGCCUGCUUUAUCAAAUAAUGUACGGGAAAACUAGGAAAAAAAACAACAGAUUAGUUUGCUAUAAAUUUAUAAAAUGUGUAAAUUGGUUAGUAGUUGACCCUGGUUUUGCGUUAGAUACACUGUACGAUGUAUAUAACUAGUUAGAAAAUCCUACAACUUGCUGCAGCAAAUAAGUAAACGUUUAUUUAUGUUCUUCAACCGUUAAAGAGCAAACGUGUUGUUUUCAGCCAGUCAGAGCAAAGUUAUGUUUUACUGCUAAUCAAAUUAUAGGGUUUUUUAACCAAUCAGGAUUAAAACUUGAGCCAAUCGCGACUAGAUUUGCGUGCAUUUUCCCGCGCUUGGCACCGGUUGCACGUUUUUGCUUCGAGUUUUGAUUGGUUCAUUGUUUUGUUUUACGACAGUCGUGAAUGAAAGAGUGUCAUGAGCUUGGUUCAUCCUCGUUUAAAUCUAACUCGCUUGUUCCCUCGUGUGAAUAUAGCUUUGACCUUACUAAGAUACGCGUGAAAAAUAAUUAGAAGGGCUGGCUCCCUUUUCAAUGAAGAAUAUUUAUUAGCCGGUUUUACAUCGCGAUAUUUUUAGCAGCGCACUACAAUGUUUUCAAAUUUGAUCAAUGUUACAGAAUCUGAAGGACUGGAAAAAGGGAAUAAUUUGAAAUCGAAAAGGAAUUGAAAACCCUUGUAUCUUGCUGAAAAAGUAUCCAAAUGUGUAAUUAUCUUUUGGAGGGGUUAACGUUGUAGUGUACUUCAUACUUUUUGUAACCCAGCCAAACUGAUAUCGGAUAAUAAUCGCCAAUAACAAGUGUUUUUAUUUAUUCCCAAAACGUGUUUUGAGUUUUGAAAAAGGAAUCCAGAACUUCUAGUGACAGGAGUUUGCAUUUUCUCAUCUUAUGAGCGUCAAUGAUGGUUUUCUUUUUUGGAUUUCUUUUUUUUAAUGGAGGUGAUCAAGAAUUAUUGUACCUAUUUACUUGAAACAGGUGUCAAUUUGUUUAUAGGUCAUUAGCAAUAUUCUUUUCCUCUAGCAACUUUGGAAUUGGGCUUCAGUUUAUAGACCGUAUGUAAUUAAGUUAAGGAACACUGACUGAAUGAAGUUCUCAGAAGGUACUUCAUGUGAUGUAAAUUAAAGGUCCUUUCGAAAAGGUUUCCUGCAAGGAUUCAAUUUUUUUUAGUUAUUUUUGAGUAAUGUUUACGUUCGAUUUUGACGCGUGGAGAAAUGAUGAUGUAUGAUUAUAGAAUGACUGCAUAGGAAUAAACGACGUAAAUUUAUUUCGCAAGUA